GGGAUCAUCCACCACAGUAACCCACAACUCUACAGAGAACGCAAUAAAAAUAAAUAAAUUUAAAAAAAAAAAAAACAUGUCGGAAGAAGGGGUGGUAGUGUUAAAUUUCUGGCCGAGCAUGUUCGGCGCGAGAGUGACGAUGGCGCUGUCGGAGAAAGGGAUCGAUUUCGAGUACAGAGAAGAAGACGUGUUUGGCAACAAGAGCGACUUGUUGAUCAAAACCAACCCGGUUCACAAGAAAAUCCCGGUUCUCAUCCACGACGGUAAACCGGUUUGCGAAUCCAAGAUCAUCCUCGAAUACAUCGACGAGGCUUGGAAGAACAAGGGCCCUUCUCUCUUCCCUUCUGAUCCUUACCAAAGGUCUCAGGCCAGAUUCUGGACCGACUACAUCGAUGCUAAGGUAUUUGACGCGGGAAGAAGAACAUGGACAAAGAAAGGGAAAGAGAGAGAAGAGGCGAAGAGAGAGUUCGUCGAGACGAUGAAAGUGAUGGAAAGGCAGCUGGGAGAGAACACGUACUUCGGAGGAAACGACGGCGUUUCGGUAGUGGAUUUGGCGUUGAUAUCAUAUUACCCGUGGUUUCACACGUGGCAGACAUUCGGCGGGUUCAGCCUCGAGAAAGAGGCCCCAAAGUUAAUGGGCUGGGCCCAAAAAUGUUUGACCCGACCCGGGAUUUCCAAAUCUCUACCCGACCCGGUUAAGAUCUUGGAACGUGUCUCCACGAUUCGUAGGAUCCACGAGUUCUUCUACGGCGACUGAAAAUGACGUGUAACGGUUCAGUGGACGUGACGUUUUCAAGCCGUGUUGUUUCCGUAAUGUUAAUUCUUAUGAAUAAAAAUCAUGCCUUUGUUGUUGGUUUUUU
Tarenaya hassleriana is the source of this 860-nucleotide messenger RNA. Its product is annotated as glutathione S-transferase U27. Gene Ontology annotation, molecular function: glutathione transferase activity. Gene Ontology annotation, cellular component: cytoplasm. The record is from RefSeq and is a predicted model, not a curated record. Lineage: Eukaryota; Viridiplantae; Streptophyta; Magnoliopsida; Brassicales; Cleomaceae. The coding region runs from base 77 to 757 and encodes 226 amino acids. The transcript has 3 exons. Gene Ontology annotation, biological process: glutathione metabolic process.